Messenger RNA from Symbiodinium natans, 615 nucleotides. The record is from the annotation of a GenBank genome assembly. NCBI's taxonomy places the organism in Eukaryota, Dinophyceae, Suessiales, Symbiodiniaceae.
AUGGGUCAGGCACUGUCACUGCUGUUUGGAGAAGAGGCACCGCCUGUUGAGGUGGAUGGCCUUGCCGAGGACCCGGGGGGCGAGAUACCGGGCGUGGACAUCGCCGGCAGAGGAUGCUCCUGCACGUACCCGCCGGUCUUCAAGAGCACCUUGCAUGAGGGAGACAAGGCGUACUGGAACAAUUUGGACGACUACGCGGCGCAGACGCUGCUUGCAAAGAAGCCCGAUGGUGAGCAGGCUUUUGCGGAGGGCAUGAGGCGCUUCGAGAUUGCGAGGGAUCACAUGUCUGCCGCGCUGCACACAAUGCAAGACAAGUACACAGACCUGGCAAUCGCCAGACGGAACUUGGAGCAGACACAACAGGGAGCUGCCUGGGAACACUUCAGCAAGUGUCGGCCCCUCAGCAAGAAGUACGGCCUGUACCUACCCUGCCAUGAGAACUUCCGAGCUGCCAUGCAAAGAUAUCGUGGGCUGCUACAGAAGCCGGGAUGUCCCGUUGGUGCAUCGCUGCCGCUCCGCCCGGCUGCCAUGGUUCCGGAUGGCUUGGAGCCGUUUCUUGUGCUCACAGCUCCCCCACGACCCCCUGAGACAUCGAAAGGAUCUCAGUUUCUCUGA